AUGUGGAUUCACAUCAGAACACAAACUUCCCUGUGGGCCAAAUUCAUGUAUGGCAUUAAAUGCAAGAGCCAGCACCCAUCCCUAAUUUCCAAGAAGCUGGGGGACUCCAGAAUCUGGACUAAUAUGCUGAAAAUCAGAGAGAUAGCUGAAGACAUGUAUACAAGGGAUUUGGGGAAUGGCAAAGUGAGCUUUUGGCUUGACAACUGGUGCCCAAAUGACUGGCUUGGGCCCUCCCCUUCAGACUUUAACCCUCAACUCUCAGUCUGUGACCUCUGGGAUGGGGACUCGUGGGAUGUUCCUAAGCUCCAAUCCAUUCUACAGGAGCCUCACCUAUCUCAAGUCACUAAGACUGUGUUUGAUAAUGGCAAAAAAGAUAGGAUCAUAUGUCACAGCUACACUAACCAAAGCUUGACUAAAGCUAUAUAUGCUAAUUUAAGUGAAUGGGAUAAGGUCAAUUGGGGUGAAGCCAUUUGGAACAGAUUUCUAUCCCCUUCCAUAUCCUUCUUCUGUUGGAGAUUCUUCAACAACCUCCUGCCAACUGAUGAUAUUCUUAAACUUAAGGGAUUAAGAGGACCCUCUAGAAGCUAUCUCUGUCUGAAAUCUGAAGAGAAUAAUAACCACCUAUUUUUAAAUUGUGAGUUUGCUCAAGAUGUGUGGAAAGAACUCCUUACUAAGAUUAAAGGUGAGAACUUGGAUAAGGACUGGUCUAGUCUUAAAGCUGGUUGGCAUAGCUGGAAAAUGGCCAAUGAUGCUCUUGAAGAUGAGCUCAUUGCUGUUUACUGGGCCCUUAGAUUUGCACAGAAAGUAACAUGGCAGAAAGUGUGGAUUGAGGUAGACUCUUUACAGCUGAUCACCUUGCUUACCACUGAUCAGCUAUCCUCUUGGCAUCAUAUGCAAUGGAAGCAGAAAACUGACAAACUUUACAAGAAGUUCAAAGUCCAAAUGUCUUUCAUAUACAGAGAAGGAAACCAACCUGCUAAUUGGUCUGUUGACUUGGAAGUUUGUGUUGGUGUUGUUGAUCUCAUCGGUCAACGCUAA
Messenger RNA from Phalaenopsis equestris, 1038 nucleotides. RefSeq lists its product as uncharacterized. Bases 1 to 1038 code for a protein of 345 amino acids. The transcript has 3 exons. Lineage: Eukaryota; Viridiplantae; Streptophyta; Magnoliopsida; Asparagales; Orchidaceae. Gene Ontology annotation, molecular function: RNA-DNA hybrid ribonuclease activity; nucleic acid binding. The record is from RefSeq and is a predicted model, not a curated record.